Molecule: messenger RNA, 238 nt
Organism: Gloeophyllum trabeum ATCC 11539
Lineage: Eukaryota; Fungi; Basidiomycota; Agaricomycetes; Gloeophyllales; Gloeophyllaceae
Exons: 2
Coding region: 45-212 (55 amino acids)
Source: RefSeq, a predicted model, not a curated record
CUGAUUACACCGCAGCACCUAUCUAUGAAGCCUGGGCGUGAAAGAUGGCGGGCGCUCUGUCAAUAGAUGGAUUCAAUUACAGUCGCCAAGGGCGGCGUCCAUAUGGUAGACACGAAGUGUCCAAGGGAUCACAUCGUGGCGUAAGACGGAAGCUAUGCACUGCUUGUACGUCGACUAUGCCGAUUUGGGAAACGGGUGGUGUUGGGUUCUAGAGACUAUCGGGGAGGUUAUCGGUCAU